Molecule: messenger RNA, 3264 nt
Organism: Diprion similis
Lineage: Eukaryota; Metazoa; Arthropoda; Insecta; Hymenoptera; Diprionidae
Gene: Cmtr1
Product: cap-specific mRNA (nucleoside-2'-O-)-methyltransferase 1
Exons: 3
Coding region: 351-2909 (852 amino acids)
Biological process (GO): 7-methylguanosine mRNA capping
Cellular component (GO): cytoplasm; nucleus
Molecular function (GO): nucleic acid binding; protein binding; methyltransferase cap1 activity
Source: RefSeq, a predicted model, not a curated record
AUCAGUCCUCUUGAUACAUUUACAUACAUACAACAAUGAAAACGUUUUCCUAGGUACUACACUCGCUGAAAUAGUGCCUACCCGGCGAACUUCCAACUUCCCGCACUCUCGACAUGGACUCCCCCUUGCCCUCUCGGGAUUCCCUGCAUCGCUUGCUUGGUUUACAUUCGUAUUCAGUGGUAGUAGAAAUGGCCACACGACAACUGGGGAAGUGACCUAUACAUCGGAACAGUUCUGCGAAAUCUGAAAAAUAAAUACGUUUGUGUACUUUCGCAACUGCAACUUACCUCACGUUGCAGUAGCUGUUCCAGCAUUCAAAUAAUAAUAGUACUGGAUGUGAUUGAAUAGAUAUGGAAUCCAGAUUAAGUGACACGAGCGACAGCGAAGAUGAAGCUUGCAGAGUUGGUUUUGGAGGGCAAGGCAAAACCCAUGCGGUUAUUGAGCCUGAAGAAAAUCUAGAAGACUAUGGAAGGAGGUCAUUCAGCUCAGAUACAGAUCCCGAACCAACAAUGGAAACUCAGGCACGGGGAUCUGCCACUAAGGUUGAAGAAUUUAAAUCAGGACGUAAGCGUAUCCACAGGGAUAAGGAGGUGGAUAAAAACAGUGCUAUGUUCAUCAAAAAGAGUCGAACCGAAGGUCUGGAACUUGGAGCUAAUGCGGUCGACAAUAAGGCUCAAAGGAUGAUGGCCAAAAUGGGUUACAAGUCAGGUACUGGGCUGGGUAAAGCAGGCCAGGGUCGCAUUGAGCCAGUGGAAAUGUCAACACAACGCGGCCGUAGAGGUUUAGGUCUUCACAUACCAGGAUUAGACGCAGCGAGUCAACAGUGGGACCCAUCUUUAGAGGAAAUAAAAGUCCAAGAGGACAUAGAAUGGUUAACCAAUAAUCACUUUUCGGUACCAGAUAUGGAUACACUACAGGAUUGGCUAGGGUUUGGUCCGAAAAAAUUGGACCUUGACAAUGAGGUAUCAUUCUGCGAAGAAAAUAUUCUCAAAGAUGUGUUGAAUUCGAAAUCUGUGUUCGACAGGCUUGACGGAAAUGAAUUACGACGAGCUCGAACAAGAUCAAAUCCAUUUGAAACGAUCCGUGGAGCAUUUUUUCUGAAUCGUGCAGCUGUAAAAAUGGCUAAUAUGGACAGAGCUGCCGAUUUCGUAUUCACAGAACCAAAAAAUUUACAUCCGAAUGAGCUUUUGUACUUUGCUGAUGUCUGCGCUGGUCCUGGAGGUUUCAGCGAGUAUGUUUUGUGGAAGAAAAAAUGGAACGCCAAGGGGUUUGGUUUUACACUGAGAGGUGAAAAUGAUUUUAAACUUGAUGAAUUUUAUGCAGGACCUUGUGAAACUUUUCAUCCCUAUUAUGGGCCAAAAGACAAUGGCGAUGUAUAUGACCCUGAAAAUCAGAAAGGUUUUCGUGAUCUUAUAAUGGAAGACACUGGAGGAAAAGGAUUACACUUUAUGAUGGCUGACGGUGGCUUUUCGGUCGAAGGCCAAGAAAAUAUUCAAGAAAUAUUGUCCAAACAGUUAUACCUGUGCCAAUGUCUGGUAGCAUUAAUGGUCUUGAAGGAUGGUGGCCAUUUUGUUGUCAAAUUAUUUGAUCUAUUUACUCCUUUCAGUGCCGGUCUAAUAUACUUGAUGUAUCGCUGCUUCGACCGGAUUUGUAUUUUUAAGCCUAAUUCAUCCCGCCCUGCUAAUUCAGAAAGAUAUUUAAUAUGCUUGAGUAAACGGCCAGACGUUUCAGAUGUAAUAGAAUACUUGUCUCGAGUAAAUGAGCACUUGCUUCACCCCAGCAAAAGCAAAGACGACAACGAUGUUUUGCAACUAGUAUCACCAAGUGAGUUAGAAAACGAGAAAUAUUUCAAAAAUUAUUUAAUCGAAUCCAACAAUACACUGGGCAGAAAACAAGUUAUAGGGUUAGUCAAAAUAGCUGCAUUUUGCAACAAUCCCACACUUACGGAACCAACUCAAGCAGAUAUGAGAAAGGAGUGCCUUCUGCACUGGGGUCUACCAGACAAACCUCGAACAGUACCAAGACUUGGUAACCCACAAGCACGUCUACAGGGUCUGAUCACGAACAAUACCCUCAACUUUCUAUCUGCACCACACACCGAACUUUCUAAGUCAAAUGUUGAAACAAAAUUAUUGACAAGUCCAUUGGAUUGGUUUUGCAUGCCUUGUGUAACAGGCCAAGGCUCAGAAAAAUCUCUGGCUACGUUUUAUCUUGGUCUAGGAAGAUCUAAUGUAUUUCGUCUAGAAAAGAACACCUGGAGACGGGAACCUGUUGCACCAGAACUGCCACCAGAUACCCUUGUUUAUGCAGAAAUGGCUGGAGAAUUGCGCAGCGAAUAUCGCUCACAACACAGGACACCUGCGCUCCAUAUUUUAGAUGCAUACUUACUUGGUGGCGUAGACAUUAGCCAGUUACACUUGAGUGAUAGAUCCGCGAAAAUAAAAAAAUUCUGUGCUGCCCUGAGAAAACCAAGUGGACAGCAUUCUAUACAAGUACGUGCUAAGAAUCUUUACCCAUUGAUCAAUGGUUUGGAAGACGAAUUAUACUCGUGCCUGGAACUUCGCACAAUGAAAAAUGGGAAUGAAGUGAUGGCCUAUGCACCCUUGAUCGGCAGUAAUUUGAACGAAAAUAUUAAAGAUGACCCAUAUUAUUUUGUGAUGAAUAGCAUUCUAUUUUUCAAAGGUACUGCGAAUCCCUGGCAUUGCCAUGUAAGCCGAUCGAGCGGACACAAGUAUUAUUACAAUCCUAAAUCAAAAGAAACAAAAUAUGACUAUGAAAGACCAGCCGAUGCCAUUGCUAGCUUCUGCGAAAGUUUCUCUGAGAGACUUGUGUGGUAUUGGCCACCUUCUCAGGACUUGACUAGAAACGAUCUAGUAGAUUUAGUCAAAGCUAAGAGUCGCCCACCAUAAGAUUGGAUGAUUGAAAUAUAUACAUUUGAAAUACUUGUGAUAAUAUAUUUGAGUGUUGCAAUUGAUCAGUUCGAACCCUGGAGUAACGCAAAAUAGUUUGAGCGUUGUACCCAAAUCGAUUCUUUUGUUUUAAUGUUAUCGCGCAAAAUAGACAAUGCUAGAUGACUACUGUUAAUCUGAUCAUUUGAACGCAAUCGUAUUGUUCAUCUUACAAAAACGACUACGAUGCUGAAUUUAUUUUUUACGUAAAUUGAUUGAAAAAAGGCAGCAUCACAUGAAUGUAACUUGUAUCUGGUAAGAUUGACUACUUUAUUUUGAGGAGUCCAAAUUUAUGACGUUAUUGAAAUUCAUUAAU